AUGCUUAAGAGUGCAUCUAGACUUCGAAAUGCUUGUUCAAUGAUGAAAUUCGCUACAAACUUCAACUCCUCAAAAAAUUUCCAAAGACUUGGACUUCCGAUAAGCCCGGAUCCCAAUUUCCCUUAUAUCCCACCAACAAGUCCUGGAAAUAUUUCUAAGGAACCAGUAAUAGAGCCAUCUUUUGAUUUCGAAGUUGACCCUAAAGCUCUGCUUGACUUGGCUAUAAUUUUCCUUUAAUAUUUUUGCCUUUUAUUAUAUUUAUUUUUUUGCGAAAUAAGAAAAAUGAUUUUUUUUUAAAAAAAAUCUAAAAUAUUCAAAAUUUUAUUGGAAAACAGCUUGAUUCAGUUAUCAGGCAUCAGAUUUAUCAACAAAAAAUUGAAGAACCUUUUUAUGUCGCUGAUCUUGGCGAUGUUGUGAGAAAACAUAAUCAAUGGAUGACCCUCUUGCCGAGGGUCAAGCCUUAUUAUGCAGUAAAAUGCAAUAGUGAUAUGGCCGUAUUGAAAACUUUGGCAUCACUUGGGACUGGUUUUGACUGUGCAAGUACAGAUUAGAUUAGCUUUAAUUAUAACAGGUCUUUGGGGAUUAUUUAAGGUCAUCGCCAUCAAAACCAACUUCAGGCUUGAAUGGCUCUAAGAGUUGGCGUCACACCACCAUGCCAUUUUCUUGUCAACAUUACCAAAAAAUGGUGACGUCAGCAGUCUAUCGGGAGACUCUCCCGAUCAUACUUGGUUUAAUUCUACGACAGAGGACUUUCCCUUAGCCCUAGUAGUGCUCAUUGCAGAAGGAAAUACCUAUUGCCUUCUUUUGGACUGCCUCGAUCAAGUAUAAAAUUGUUCCCUAGAAGUUUGAGUCGGCUUUGCGUCAACGGUUUGCCGCCUGUAGGACAAAGAAAAAAGCCUGUCUUGGAGUCCUGAUAAUGCAAAAACCCACCUGCGCCUUCCAAAAGAAUGGGAUUCACUCACCUUUGUCCUGAAUCAACUUACCAUUCACUCAUACCUAACUCUUCUAGCCACCUUUUCAAAAUUUUACAAGUACAGAAGAAAUCAAAGCAAUUAUCGGCUUAGGCGUCGAGCCAGAAAACAUUAUUUUUGCAAAUCCAUGUAAGGCAAAAUCCAACAUCAGAUACGCCAGAGAUCAAUACGUUAACCUUAUGACUGCCGACUGUGCAGAUGAACUUCACAAAAUCCACGAAAUUAACCCCAACGCAGAUGUUGUCAUCCGCAUUUAUGCUGACGACUCGAAGGCUGUAUGCAGACUUGGGAAAAAAUUCGGGAUUCCAAUUGAUCUUGUACCGGAGCUUGUACAAGAAGCUAAAGAAAUUGGGGUAAACAUUGUUGGUAUCAGCUUCCACGUCGGCUCUGGCUGCACUGAUGCAACAGCUUAUAGUGAUGCACUUUUAUUAGCAAGAAAAGCUUUUAAUGAUAUUGAAGCAGCAGGGUACAACCCAACUCUGCUUGAUAUUGGUGGAGGGUUCCCUGGGUAUGAACAGCCUGGCUUACUCCCGAAUUUCAAAUUAUCCAGCCCAUUAGCUUAUUUUUAUUAUUAUUAACUCCCCCGUGUGGGUUAAUUAUUUUUUUAAAAAAUUUUAAAGCAAUUUUUUAAAAAAAUCCUCAAUUUGUAAAAAAUGAAAUUUAAUUUGUAUAAUUUUAUGUUUUAAAUGCAAGCUGCUUAAUAUUCAACAGAAUUAUAUAAGAGAUUUCAUUAUAAUAAUUAUAAUUUAUAUAUCAAAUUUUUUUGUUCACUCACCGGUGAGUUUUUAUCCAAAAAUUAGGGUUUUUUCAAAUGCUUUUGACCACUCACAGAGGUAGUAAGUAAUGCUGAAAUUUCGAAAAAAAUAAUUUCUCUAUAAAUAAUAAAUAUUCAAGGUGAAUUAGUAAAAUUUGAUGAAAUUGCAAGCGUGAUUAGGCCAGUUCUUGACGAGCUGUUCCCUCGAAAUGUAAAAGUUAUCGCGGAGCCUGGAAGAUACUACGUUGCCAGCGCAUUUAGCUUAAGUGUAAAUGUGACAUCAAAAAAAGAAAUAAAGAAGCCAAGCGCUGAAAAAAUGUGCAUGUAUUAUGUGAAUGACGGUGUAUACGGGUCAUUCAAUAACAUCAUGUUUGACCACGCUGUGCUUCCAAAUCCUCAUAUAUAUAGGAAAGACUCUAGGAUGGAAAACAAUGAAAAUGCUUAUGAAUGCAGCAUCUGGGGGCCAACUUGUGACUCAAUGGACUGCUUGACAGCAAAAAUGAUGCUACCGGAGUUAGAAAUUGGAGAUUGGCUUUCGUUCUCAAAUAUGGGUGCUUAUACAGUUGCAGCUGCUUCUACGUUCAACGGAUUUGCGAAGGCUCGGUUGAUUUAUGUUAAUUCAGAGCUGGAGUAA
Molecule: messenger RNA, 2359 nt
Organism: Blepharisma stoltei
Lineage: Eukaryota; Ciliophora; Heterotrichea; Heterotrichida; Blepharismidae
Source: the annotation of a GenBank genome assembly